AUGAAGGUCGGUCAAGGGUCCCUGCUGGAUACAAGACGUCCAUGCCUUGAGGAGAUCUAUCAAGGGGAGAAGGAUAAACCCCAAGUAAUCCGGGCGCUCUAUGACUAUAGUGCACGGACUGAGCAAGAGUUGAGCUUUUCGAGGGGAGACUUCUUCCACGUCAUCGGCCGAGAAAACGAUACGGAAUGGUACGAAGCCUGUAACCCAGCGCUCCCAGAUGCCCGCGGCCUUGUCCCUGUCGCUUUCUUUCAGGCACUUGGCCGAACCGAGCGGGAGAGUGCAGACGGCGGCAAGCCUGCCACCCCCAAGGAACACGACUCCGGAUAUUCAGAAAGCGGCGCGGCGGCAAUGGCAGCGGCUGCCGGCAUGACGAGUCCGCCCAUCUCACAGAGCCAGCGAAGCUCCAAGUCCGGUGGGAAGUCUGGAGCCAUGGUUUACGGCAUCGUUCUAUACGACUUCCAGGCCGAGCGAGCAGACGAGCUUGAGGCCAAGGCAGGAGAGGCCAUCAUCGUCAUUGCCCAGUCCAACCCUGAAUGGUUUGUAGCGAAGCCUAUUGGAAGACUAGGCGGCCCGGGACUCAUCCCUGUAUCAUUUGUGGAGAUUCGAGAUAUGUCGACAAACACCGCCGUUCCUAACCCUAACGAUGCAGUCAAAAGGGCCGGUAUACCCAAGGUCGAGGAGUGGAAGAAGAUGACGGCAGAAUACAAGAAUAGCAGCAUCACUCUUGGAAAGUUCGAAGUGGGUGGUGGCCCCAACCAAGGCCUUGAGCAAGGCAUGGACCGCCUCAGUCUUCAACAGCAAGCGCAACCUCAGCAACAGUACGCGCAGCCUCAACAGGCGUCUCUCAUGAGCCCGCAAAAUGGUUCAUACCCUGCCCAGCCGAUGCCUUCUCCCGGAUUCCCGCAGCAGGCGAACGGGAUGCAACAAGGAGGAGCCUACCCGACGAGUAUGUAUGGGUUCAAGAGCGCCUCGCAGCUCUACGCUCCGAUAUCUGCCCAUAUUCCGAAAUACUGCUUCGCGGAUGAAAAGUAUUGGUUCGUUAUCGAAGCAGAGCUGGAAAAUGGGCAAAGAUGGGAGCUAUCUCGCUACUACGAAGACUUUUACGACUUCCAGAUCGCCCUGUUGACUGAAUUCCCGGUCGAAGCGGGCAAUACCACGGCUCAGAACCGAACAUUGCCCUACAUGCCCGGACCCGUAAAUUACGUCACCGACCAGAUUACCCAGGGCAGACUACGGAAUCUGGACGAAUACGUCAAGAAUCUGCUCGCACAGCCGGCCCAUAUCUCGAGGUGCAACCUUGUAAAGCAGUUCUUCGCCCCUCGAGAAGGCGACUUCGAGGUGGAGCCUACACCCGUCGAAGAGGACUACCGCCUCUCGGGGAAUUCCGGUCCCUCUUCGAACGGCGUUCCCGGCGACGGUGGCUCGCGUGAUAAUCUCAAUGGGAAUCCCUACGGCGCGGCGUCAGCCAUGCCUCGUCAAGCAGGGGGCAGUGGGCUCAAUGGCCAGCCAGCUAUGGGCCAGGUGGCAUCAUCUAUGAAGGUCAAGUUCCACUUCAACGGUGAACUCUUUGCCAUCCGCGUUCCGAACGAGAUCUCCUUUCAGCAACUUUACGACAAGAUUUGCGAGCGGCUUCGAAUCGCGCCGGGCGAAGAACUCCAGCUCUUCUACAAAGAUGAGGCCACAAGCGACAAGCCUAGCCUUUUGAGUGAUAAUGAUUUGAACAGGGCGCUCCAGCGCAACGAGAAGCUUUUCCUCUUCGCGGAGAUUGUAUAA
Parascedosporium putredinis is the source of this 1773-nucleotide messenger RNA. The record is from the annotation of a GenBank genome assembly. NCBI's taxonomy places the organism in Eukaryota, Fungi, Ascomycota, Sordariomycetes, Microascales, Microascaceae.